Molecule: messenger RNA, 1556 nt
Organism: Dromiciops gliroides (monito del monte)
Lineage: Eukaryota; Metazoa; Chordata; Mammalia; Microbiotheria; Microbiotheriidae
Gene: CPPED1
Product: calcineurin like phosphoesterase domain containing 1
Exons: 5
Coding region: 327-1133 (268 amino acids)
Molecular function (GO): hydrolase activity
Source: RefSeq, a predicted model, not a curated record
GCCCCGCCUUGAGCAAAGGGCGCUGAGUCUAGACAGUUUGGUCGGAUGGUCCGAGUCUUUCCCCCCACCCAGACUCCACUCUGGUGCAAGCGACAUGUCCGAUAAGGAGAGGGACGUUUUUUCCAGAGCGCGGGGCAGAACGCUGGACGCUUUCUCUGAAGAAAACCUAUGACUAGCUCAACAGUAAUGUCUACAAGUUUUUUUUCAGUACCCUUAGGUAUACUUCAUCUGGUCCUAAUAACUUGAACUCCUAAGGGUCAGAAAAAGAGCUUCAGUGGAAAUCCCCUUUCUACUUCAUCCAAGGAGCAGAUCCACAAUUUGGACUGAUGAAAGCCUGGGCACUUGGUGAUUGUGAGAAUUGUGGUGAUGAAUGGGAAGAGGAGAUCAGAUUAACAGAACAAGCUGUGCAAGCUAUUAACAAGCUCAACCCCAAGCCUAAAUUCUUUGUUCUAUGUGGUGACCUCAUACAUGCCAUGCCCGGAACUCCCUGGAGAGAAAAUCAAACAAAGGAUUUAAAGAAAAUUCUUAAGAACAUCAACAAAGAAAUCCCAUUGGUAUUUGUCAGUGGAAAUCAUGACAUUGGUAAUGUUCCUACAUCAGAAGCUAUAGAUGAAUAUUGCCAGACUUGGGGAGAUGACUAUUUCAGCUUCUGGGUUGGAGGAGUACUGUUUCUUGUCUUGAACUCACAAUUAUAUGUUGAUUCCUCUAAGUGCCCCAACUUAAAGCAGGCCCAAGAUGAAUGGCUUGACACCCAACUAACCAUAGCAAAACAGAGGAUGUGCAAGCAUGCCAUCAUAUUCCAGCACAUCCCUCUUUUCCUCAAAGAAGCUGAUGAAGAAGACGAUUACUUCAACAUAAGUAAGCCAAUACGUCAAGAAUUAGUGGACAAGUUCACCAAUGCAGGCAUUAAGGCUGUUUUCUCUGGACACUACCAUAGGAAUGCUGGUGGAUCCUGCAAUGACCUUGACAUGGUGGUGUCAUCUGCGAUAGGCUGCCAAUUAGGUGAAGAUACCCACGGACUCCGUGUUGUGGUGGUCACAGCUGAGAAAAUUGUUCAUCGCUACUACAGCUUAGAUAAACUCAGUAAUGAAGGAAUAGAGAAAGAUCUGAUGGAUAUGAUUAAACAAGAGUAGUAAUUUUUCUUUAAGUGCCACUCAUUAUUCACUUCUAUCAUUUUGAUUUUUCAUUGAGCAGCAUUUCCAAGGAAUGCUUCACUAAAACACAAUUGCGAAGUCUUGAAGAUUUGUGAUUUGGGGAUAUGUAUGCAUAAAAGUUAGCUUCAUUCUCUCUUAAAUAAGAAAAUGGAAAACUUUCCCUCCCUUAUGGAAGGGAGUUCAAUGAAUGGUCAUUAUGAUUAGAAUCUUUCUUGUUUGCUGUUUGAAGAAACUAUUGUGAGGAUUGUUUAAUUCUUUUUAUGGUAGCAUAUUGUCAAUAAUUUCCCUUUUUCUCCUUACUUCCAAUCAGAUCCAGGUCUUAAUUCUUGAGAACACCCCAGUCAAACUAUAGUUGUGACUCUCAAGAUGUCAACUAUAAUAAAGAAGCAUUUUGUUCUUUUA